AUACUGCAUAGUGAGACUAGCAGAUGAGCUACAUGAGCUUUGAGCGUGUCAAGAGCUACUCUGCUCACAACUGAACGGCUGACCGUAGAAGGCCUGGUUUUGGUCGGACGCGACUUGACGCAGGGAGCGGCAUCACUCGCCUUGGCUGAUGAGGUAAAAUGACAAAGCCAGGUCGGAGCCACUAUGCCGCCGAGAUUGCGUCCAUGCUGUUCGUCUUCAGCGAAGUCAAGGACCCGGAUGAGGAGACCGUCAAGAUGAUAGAGGAUGUCGUUCGUGCUCAGAUUGUCGAACUGAUCAUCCAAGCACGAGCACUAGCGACAAAGCGAGGAUCACGUACGAUCAGCUCGGAGGACUUGAUCUUUCUCACUCGACAUGAUCGUAGCAAGGUCAACAGGCUGAGGACAUACUUAUCCUGGAAAGAAGUACGCAAGAGAGCCAAGGACACAGAUGCAGUAGAUGCAGGCGAGGUGGACGUUAUGGACGAGCAGAUCACGACGGACAAGUCUGCUAAAGCUCACAAGAUGCGGAUCAAGCUGCCAUGGGAGAUCACAACCGUCUUCUCCGACAUGUUGCCCGAUGACUCGGACGCAGAAGAGGACGAGGAUGAUCGGAUAGCGUAUGAAGAUAGCAAGAAGCGCCUCAGACUGGCGGACGAGCACACGCGGAACAUGACAAGAGAAGAAUACGCGCACUAUGCCGAAUGCCGUCAGGCGUCCUUCGUCUAUCGCAAGGGCAAACGCUUUCGCGAGUUUAUCGGCUACAAUACCUAUGUCGAGGGCAAUCCCAACGAUGAAGUCAUCGAUAUCCUGGGCUUCUUGUCAUAUGAGCUCGUUCGUGCGGUAUGCGAGCAAGCAUCUCAAGUCCACGAGAGAUCUGCAGCUCUACGCAUCGGUUUAGCUGGUCAGGUCAAGACGAAACUGAGAUCGGACUCUAUGGAAUCACGAAAGAGUAGGAGCAUGUCUGUUGGCGCCAGGAGAAAACGAGCUCGGUCAGAUUCGCACUCGCCCGAUGUCGAUUUCGCUCGAGCGUUGCCUCUUCCUCCGGCCGGUCCUUUCGCUCCUUCUGACGCUGCUACGUACACACCCAGUGGAGAGGAUACACUGGACACGAGCACUACCGCAGCUGCGCAGCCGUCCGGCGCGACGAAGCGACCGGCCCGAUACAUGAUACCGAAUGAUGUCGAAACGGCUUAUGCAGAGAUGCAACGGUCGUCUGCGAGCAAGCGUAGCUCAGGCUUGCUCAACUUCCGAGGCGGCCUGGUGAGGAACAAGCUAGCUUUGUUGUAGGGUAUAGUCUUGCAAUGUUGCCGUGCAACUCAAGCUCGGCUACUGACACAACAGUCUCGAAGAGAACGAAGGAGGUGAUCACCGAGUCUAACUAUCAGCAACUGCAACCACUCGAUUC
Molecule: messenger RNA, 1404 nt
Organism: Mixia osmundae IAM 14324
Lineage: Eukaryota; Fungi; Basidiomycota; Mixiomycetes; Mixiales; Mixiaceae
Exons: 4
Coding region: 159-1286 (375 amino acids)
Biological process (GO): transcription by RNA polymerase II
Cellular component (GO): SAGA complex
Molecular function (GO): transcription coregulator activity; protein heterodimerization activity
Source: RefSeq, a predicted model, not a curated record